AAAAAUAAUAUUUUGUUUUAUAAGAAAAAGCCUAAUAAGAAAAGAAGCCGUAAAGGAGAAUUUCUUACUAUUAAAAGUGAAAUCUGGGCAUAUUUUAACGUAAAAAUAGAAAUUGUUGCGAAAAGCCUACAUCAAUCAAAACCAUCGUAUUUCCGAUUUUCUUUGUCUCGAACUUCAUUUGUUUCUCAGAUCUCUUUCUCAAAGCUUCAACUAACACCAACCGAUAUCCUCUUUCACCAUUUCUCAAAGCUUCAAUGUAAUGUUGAAAAGUAUUCUUUGAAUCUAACGAAGACCCAAGGAAUCCCCAAUUCUUGAAUCUCCUUCACUCUUAACAGAAGCGAAAAUGGAGAGCUUCAGCGCCGAAGAUCUGUCAACAAUAGGCGGCAUAGCCACUGUUUCCAUUCUUCAUUCCUUCAUUCCUACCCAUUGGCUUCCCUUCUCCAUCGUCGGACGUGCCCAAAAAUGGACCCUUUCUCGUACCCUUUUCGUCACCGCAUUCGGAGCAGUUUUGCAUGUGAUAUCUACUUCACUGCUUGGUAUAACAGCAAUCACUAUGGCGAACACGAUUGCUGGGGAAGAAACUGUGCAUAAACUUGCUUCACUUUUGCUCAUUGUUCUUGGUGGUGGCUAUAUAUUGUUGUUUUUGUCUGGAAAGGGUGGACAUAGUCAUUCUCAUAACCAACCUAUGGAGAAAAUGGCUGUCGCCGGCCUUGUCCUUGUUCCGGCAUUGUCUCCUUGUGCAACCACUCUUCCUGUGUUUCUAGCUGUUGGAAAUUCGUCUUCCAUGAUGGUACUUGCCAUUAUAGUGCUGCUAUUCAGCACUAUAACGGUGAUGACCUCGCUGGUGGCUUUAUCUUUCUAUGGUGCUAGCCAGCUCAAGUUUCAUUGGGUGGAGCGAUAUGACAAAGCUCUUGUGGGUUCGGUGCUAUGCUUGGUAGGGAUCUUAACACUCAUUUUUCAUGAUCAUGAUGGAGAUGAAGGUUUGCAUGGACAACACGUGCACAGGAAAAUCAUUAGUCUUUGAGGACUGCAACAUCUUGCAAGCGUAUGUUUUGGCUAGAGGAUGCCAUCAAACAAUUUAAAUACUACUAGGUGUAAACUGUUCAUUGUGCCAUAAGUGGAUUACAAGAUUGUUUUGUUCUUGUUAGGUAGUCUCUGUGUCUGCAUAUGUUAUGGUCACUUUGCCAUGUUUGUUUAUUCUCACCGGUUUCAUCUCUAGGCUGGUCCUUUACAUAGCCAUCAAAAAAUGCUAUUUGUCUUGAAUGGUCUCUGCUCAUGCAAUGAAUUAUCCUCAUUGGUUUUUGGUCAAGACGGGAGAGGAGGAGUUGAGCUCUAAGCUUGGCUACUGUUUCUCAGAUGAUCUAUGUAAUCUCUAAACGUAUGCAAACUGAUAAUUGAUACUGUGCUGGACUCCGAAUUGCUUGUUUUGAAUUUUUUUGCUUCAUUUGAAUAGCCGAUAAAAAAGAAAUCCAAACAUAAAACAACAUAAUGGUGCGGUGAGAAUCUCUUUCCUUCAUCAUCAAAUGAAGCAUUAAUCUACCCUUUUUCUCUUCCGGACAUGGCAUCCGCCCUCCAUG
Molecule: messenger RNA, 1577 nt
Organism: Durio zibethinus
Lineage: Eukaryota; Viridiplantae; Streptophyta; Magnoliopsida; Malvales; Malvaceae
Source: RefSeq, a predicted model, not a curated record